Molecule: messenger RNA, 720 nt
Organism: Purpureocillium lilacinum
Lineage: Eukaryota; Fungi; Ascomycota; Sordariomycetes; Hypocreales; Ophiocordycipitaceae
Source: RefSeq, a predicted model, not a curated record
AUGUCUAAACGACCGUCUGACAUCGUCGUCACCGACCUGCCCUUCCACCACGGCCCUACCUCCAAGAGGGCCAGGCAGACCGAGUACGACCACCAACUGCAGCAACUGCCACCUCAGCCGGCCGCUUACAUGCCCGCGGCACUACCCUACGACUACUCCUACGUCACCUCUCCCUCUUCCGACUACGGCUACACUGCCUCCCCGUCUGCCUCUUCGGACAUAUCCUCCAUCGACUUUGCGCACGCGACGGCACCGUAUGCCGGGGCCUCGCCGGCCGCCUCUUCGGCAGGCGACUUUGCGGCGCCGUACCCCGGCGCGGCUGCGCCCGCUCCCGCCGCCACUUUCAACACAAACAUGAACACACAAAACAACACUGCUGGGGCCUUUGCGCUGCCGUCAUCAUCGAUGUCGUCUGCGUAUGCAGCUAUCCCGCCGCAGGAGCAGUGCCCGUCUUAUACCCAAGCCGACAUCGACUCGUGUUUCGACGACGACUUCGACCUCGAAGUCGAGAUCAACACCGCCAUGGGCCUGCGCAUGCGGCCCCGGCCAACGGAAUCCCCGCCGGCGAGCGCGCUGCCGGCCGACGCGCCAGGUGCCGGGCCGUGGCCAUCCCACGUGUCCCUGCCGCUCACCUUCGGCAUGCAGGUAGAGGGCAUCCCUGGAGGACCCAACUAUGCAGGCCAGUACCCCGCCAACGGACCGUGGGCUUAUACCAUGUAA